GGACGGACAGAUGGACGGACGGAAUGGACAGGACGGACCCAGAGACAUGAGAGACAGGAAAUAAAAACAGAAGAGGAGGAAGUGGCAGAGAGGAAGCUCUGAAACUAUGAAAGCUACAGGCCAACCCUAACCCAGCUCUCCAUCAUGGAAAAUGUGACACUUGGCAGCCCUGCAGGAGAGGCUCGCAUGAGGGACUACAACUACCUGGCCCUGGUUCUUGGUGUCCUGUUGAUCCUCAUCAUCAUCCUGGGAAACGUUCUGGUGUGUCUGAGCGUGCUCACAGAGCGCUCUCUGAAGACCGCCACCAACUACUUCAUCAUCAGCCUGGCGGUAGCCGACCUGCUGCUGGCCGUGCUCGUGCUACCGCUCUACGUCUAUUCUGAGUUCCUGGGAGGAACCUGGACUCUGAGUACCUCCAUCUGUGAUGCUCUGAUGACCAUGGAUGUGAUGCUCUGCACUGCCUCCAUCUUGAACUUGUGUGCCAUCAGCGUAGACCGGUACAUCGCCGUCGUAGUGCCCCUAAAAUACAACAGAAAUCAGUUCAGUGUUCGCCAACUGACACUCAUCACCGCAACUUGGGUCCUAUCUCUAGGCGUGGCCAGCCCAGUCAUCUUUGGUCUGAACCAGGUGCCGGGUCGGGAUCCGACGGUCUGCAAGCUGGAGGAUGAUUAUUUUGUGGUGUACUCAUCAGUCUGCUCCUUCUUCGUGCCUUGUCCAGUCAUGCUCUUCCUCUAUUACUGGAUGUUCCGCGGCCUGCGACGUUGGAGCAGUCGGAGCCGGUCCCAGGCCCAUCGGGUCGGCCGGAGAGGUCUUUCUUCUCAUCUGGCCUUGGCUCUGCGUAGAGCUAAAGACACACCUGGUAGCCAGGAGAAGGUUGUUUAUACAGUGCCUCCUAUAAGCCCCACCUCUCCAUCCAUAUUCUCCAUGGCAACGCCAUGUGCGACUCUGCUGACAGAGGAAAACCAGCACGGGGCAGUGAUGGCAGCUGAUAGCGACCCGGUGACCACUCAGAUGGACAGUGUGUCGGACGGCGAGCCCACCGGAAGGUGGGAGGGAAGCAGUCGCAGAGAGAACGCCACUAAGAGAGGACGAAGGACCAGCAAGACCAGCCGGGUCAGUGGGAGGGAGCGCAAGGCCAUGAAGGUUCUACCGGUCGUUGUUGGCGUGUUCCUGGCCUGCUGGACGCCCUUCUUCACCGUCCAUGUCACCAAGGUGUUAUGCCGUUCCUGUAACAUCGGCCCCACUCUUAUUUCUGUGGUCACAUGGCUAGGUUAUGUCAACAGUGCUGUUAACCCAAUAAUCUACACGAUCUUCAAUGCAGAGUUCAGGAACGUCUUUCACAGGCUGCUCUGCUGCCGGACGUGACGCUUUAAGCGUCGACUAUGAACUCAAACGUUCUCCAGAACAUCCAGAAGUCGCCUGCUUGGAGUCUGAAUCCUCUGAAGUCAAACAGUCUCUUCUUUUAGAGUUCUUUUAGUGUGUUUCUUAGAGCUGCCCAGAGGAUCAGAUAUUGGACAGACGUUUCUAGGUAUCUGAGUGGUUCCAUGUUUUUACUCUGUUCCAGAUCAGGGUGGACAUCUUUUUGCUGCAGACAAACAGAAAUCUGAAUGUUUGAUGAAGGUUUUGUAACUUGCACCUGCUGAAUCUGUGAAAUGGGUAUGAUGGGAUGCAACUGAAACUGAUGUUCUCCUUCUGGACAACUAAAACAAUAAAGAAGUGAAGAACAAAACUAA
Messenger RNA from Xiphophorus couchianus (Monterrey platyfish), 1733 nucleotides. RefSeq names its product dopamine receptor D4 related sequence (gene drd4-rs). Gene Ontology annotation, molecular function: dopamine neurotransmitter receptor activity, coupled via Gi/Go; G protein-coupled receptor activity. Gene Ontology annotation, biological process: regulation of potassium ion transport; negative regulation of cytosolic calcium ion concentration; regulation of dopamine secretion. The transcript has 5 exons. NCBI's taxonomy places the organism in Eukaryota, Metazoa, Chordata, Actinopteri, Cyprinodontiformes, Poeciliidae. Bases 145 to 1365 code for a protein of 406 amino acids. Gene Ontology annotation, cellular component: plasma membrane. The record is from RefSeq and is a predicted model, not a curated record.